Molecule: messenger RNA, 2845 nt
Organism: Xenopus laevis (African clawed frog)
Lineage: Eukaryota; Metazoa; Chordata; Amphibia; Anura; Pipidae
Gene: lypd6.L
Product: LY6/PLAUR domain containing 6 L homeolog
Exons: 5
Coding region: 314-829 (171 amino acids)
Biological process (GO): positive regulation of canonical Wnt signaling pathway
Cellular component (GO): plasma membrane
Molecular function (GO): acetylcholine receptor regulator activity; acetylcholine receptor inhibitor activity
Source: RefSeq, a predicted model, not a curated record
GCAGGGGCUGUAUGAGCCUAGCUAGCUGCGCUUUCACUGGGACAAUAUCAGGGGGUUUGGGGUGGGGGAGGCAACCUGGACACCUUACUGCAGGACUGCGGCUGGGAAUACAAGGAGGACCCCAUGGGUGUCCAGGGUAAGUGCCCGGCUUAGUGUAUGGACUAGUGGAUCCUGAGAUGUGAGAUCUGACAGCCCUGCCUUGGGGAGCCUGGAAAGUACAGGGAAGUCUAGGGACCCAUUCCUCUCCUAUAAAGUGGCUGUUUGGAGUAGGAAGGAUUUACACAUGGCUGUAUGAACUGGAAUUUAAUCUGCGAUGGAAACCUGGCCAGUAGUGGCCGUCUUCCUGAUGCUGAGCCUGAUAGCAGAUUGGGCAGGGAGCGUUCAGUCGAGAGACUUUACAGUGCAAGAUAUUAUCUACCUUUAUCCCUCAACAACACCGUAUCCUGGUGGAUUUAAAUGUUUUACCUGUGAAAAGGCUGCAGAUAAUUAUGAUUGCAAUCGUUGGGCCCCUGAUAUAUACUGCCCAAGUGAGACCAAGUAUUGCUACACUCAGCACAUCAUGAAUUCCACGGGGGAGAGUGUGCUGGUGACAAAACGCUGUGCAUCUCUGGAGCAGUGCCUAAAUACUGGCUGCAGGGAUUCUGUCAAUAUGGACCAGAAGGUGUGCACCUCAUGCUGUGAAGGGAAUAUCUGUAAUUUGCCAUUACCCCGAAAUGAAACUGAUGCCAUAUUUGCAACUACGUCGCCGCUCAGUAACUCAGACAGAAGCGCAGUACACAGCGCAACAGUGUUCGCAUGCCUAUUCCUGCUGUGGCUCUAUGGGACGUAAAGACUUUAGCAGAUACACCAAGGCCAAUGUGAAAGGCAAGCGUUUAUGCCAAGCACUGAGUAUUCCAGGCUGUCCAGUGCAAUCUGUUAUGGCUGGGCCCCAGAUGUAUCCAGAAUGGAUGAUCAUGAUAUUGCUGUCUCCUUUCUGCAUCUGGAAUGGGUCAAUGGAAUGCAUCAACUUCUAGAGCAAGUUCAUUCAGUGCAUCUGUAGCAUUGUGGAACUGAUCGUAACAAGGAGUUUGGAAAUUUGAUUGGCUAUUCCCACCACCAACCAGUUCCUUGAAAUAGCUUGUGCCACUGUAUAGAUAGUGGGAUGUGUACUAUCCAAUCAGAAGGAAGAACCUUAAACAAAACCACCAAUGGGAAUACCAAAUAUUCUUUUAUUUCUAUGGAGCUCUUUCUCUAACGAGAACUUGUGUUUGUUUGGAGACCUCAGUUUAAUUGUCUUUGCAGUGACCAAUAACAGAGCUGCAUUUGUUAUCUGUGAGCAUAUGUGAGUGGUUUUCGAAAGGUUUAAUUUAGUAGUUUAUAAGAAAUGUAAUGGCUAUUUAUGAUCCAGAACGUAGAAUGAUCACAUCAGACAUCAGAUCACUAUUUGAUGAUAAACCACAGCACAUGCAAUUGUAUAUAUCUUUAUAUAUCUCUGAUUAUACCAAUGUAUAUUAUUGCUUUUCUUUCUCUAUUCAUCUCAUUUAAGAACAAACUGUGGCUAAGCUUCCAAUGAACUAAACUACCAGCAGGUGCUUGAACUCUUUAGCUAUGGGGGAAUGAGAUAAAAAAUAGGGGUUACUACUCUGGGCCUGGCAAUGCAGCCAUAUUAGGCAGGAAAAUGGGCUAUAUUGGCAUAGUAGGGCACAAUGAUGACUGUAACAGUUUAUCAAUUUUGCCCAAACUUUGGCCAGUAAGCUGUAAUUGCAGUACUCCCAGCAUCACGUGACACCUUUCGGUCGUAGUUUGUAGCCAAAGGACUCAAGUCUGGGUAAACUUCUAUACAGGUGCCCAUGAAGAGUGGACAACAAAAAGUAUUGAAACAGUGGGUAAUGGUCCUUUAGGGUGGUGAGAUAAGUUUUCUGCAACAGUACUUAAUAGAGUGUGAUGAGAGAGCAAGCUCUUUUGUCAUGUCCAUGUAAGUCAAUUAGAACUACCAUAAACUGUGGGGCUGGCCUUCUUGGGUGGGGCUUGGAGCUGUGGGAAGGGGACUCAGCCUGAAGGCCAUUUAAGAUAAGAGCUGGAAAGAAUGCAAUGCAGAUUUGCUCUUCUAGAUACACCAGGAAGCCCAACAUGAAGGCCAGUUAGAGUGAGAUUUGGGUGCUUUUUGCUGCCCUGGGUACCCCUGGAACCAUAGCAGGGUCACCUUAAUGUUUCUAUAGAUCUGUAACCAUGUUAUGAGCUAAGUCUGAAGGACAUCUAUGGUGUGUUUGGAGUGAAAACUUAUUUUUUGCUCUACAUAUUCUUGCAGCUAUGAUAAUGACAAUUGCACAAAUGUUUCCCUAUAUCUUUAACCUUGUUAUGAGAUAAAGUGGCCCUGACCAAAGGUUGCAAGAGGGACCAGAACUGUGAAUGGCCUGACAUACACUGUUCUAAUCCCAUCCUGUUAGACUUUAAGACCACCCCUUCACAGACAUAGCCCACACCUUUCCAGCAAGCCCUGCCCCUUUUUCAAUGCAGAUCUUGGGACUGACCUGGUUUUGUAAAUAACUGCACUUAACUACACAUUGCAGGCAAAUGUCAAUGUUGUGCUUGAUUUGAAAAAAGCACAUUUUUAUGUAGAUAAAAUAUGUUUGUAAAAAUAUUUACAGUAUUUAUUUGUACAUAUUUAUAUUUUUCUGUAAUAUACCUUGUUCUAAGCUUAAAUGUUUGUUACUGUAUAUUUUUAUGACCACUGGAAUUUUAGGAUUUUAAGGCAUUUUAUAACUGUUUUUGAAAUCCUUUUGGAACCAUAACUGCUUAAACAGUUUCGCAAAACAUAAACACCAUUGCCAUAGACCAGAAAUAAACAUAAAAAUGUUACAUCAAA